AUGUCACCUGCGACGGAGUCGUCCAGUCAGUUCGAGCUUUCUCAUAUGGGAUCCGGUAGCCCUUACUACGAUCAUCAAUUGGCCGGAGGUGAUGUGAGAAAAAUAUUACAACGCUUUCGGUUCGAUGGACUGGCCCGUUCAACCAUCUUAUAUCUUCUCAGGCCGGAAAAUAUCAUCCAGUUCUCCAAAAUAGCCACGGUGAAUAAAAUCGUCCUCCAAACCGAAUUAGAUCGCGUCUAUCCAGAGCAGUUGCGGUCGAAUGCACCGAGAUUAACUCAGGCGCCGGAAAUGUGUUAUCCAUUUGGUGUUCCUAAUCUCGGCUCUAGCCAAUCUCAAUUGUCGACCUCGACAGACCCGGGCACCGCCACAACCGAAUUUUACACGCCAGAACUCGGAAGCCAGUUUCAAGGACGAAAUCUGCAUCCGAAUUGGAUGUCUCCUCCGGAAGGGAUGAAGGCGAUGACUUCUAGGGAUACGGCCAUUCACAGGAACAAUCCCCCGAUCGCCUUGACGAACACCCGCUCUGCGCAGCCUCAAGGGCUGGAUUCGCUUCUGGCCCCAAACCCAACAAUGAUAGCCUCUUCGUAUCUCCAAUAUCCCCUAUCAGAUGCUCCGAGACCGUCUGAUGUUGCCAAUGCUGGCAUGCAUAACAUGGCGCCGAAUUCUACAAUCUACUACAGCACAGGUGGAAACCCAGUACUAGGAUAUGAAUCACUGGUGGAUAUCGCUGGUUCGACUCAUCUGCUAGGCCACGAAAGCACCGCUAAAAAGGACCAGGACAAGUAUCCCUGUUCGGAGCCAGGUUGUUCAAAGGAGUUUGUGCGCCCAGUCGAGCUGAGGAACCACUUGAAAGGGGACCACGAACAGGACGACACCUACUUCUGUCAACACCAAGAUUGUACCUUCGAGAAUCACCGGCAUGCGUCCUGGGCACGACACCACAGCAGGGAACACAACUCAUGCAAGAAGGGCGACGCGUGUGUCAAGACCACCCACAAGCGAAAGAAAAUGUACUGGGGCUGUUCGAUCUGUGUGCACCUGUCGAUCGAUGUGACCUCCCAUGUUGAACACCACCUGCGUCAUUUCAAGGACGGAUCGACACGAUCUAGCGAUAUCAAAUAUUCCACCAUGAUUCUGAGCCUGCUCUCCCAAGAAGCAACCCAGGAUGAAUGGGAAGAACGCUGCAAGGGGAUGUCCAUCCAGGAUGGUAAAUAUCACCGUUCGCUGACGUCCUCCACCUGCGGGAACAUUCGAGAGGCGCUCGAGUAUGGGAAGUAUCGAGACCUCGAUCUUUCCCAGCCUAAUGUUGCAGAUCAACUCCUGGACGAAGUGGUUAGCUUGAUAUCCCGCAAACGCAAAAGGGACGUGUCUGGUAUGCCGAAUCUCGACAACUCAUAUUAUGCCUUGUCGUACCCUGGUCCCAGUCCCGCGAACAAUGAUACAGUUUUCUUCAAUGCCAAUCCCGGAUUCGAUGAACCCUACUGA
Molecule: messenger RNA, 1485 nt
Organism: Fonsecaea monophora
Lineage: Eukaryota; Fungi; Ascomycota; Eurotiomycetes; Chaetothyriales; Herpotrichiellaceae
Exons: 1
Coding region: 1-1485 (494 amino acids)
Source: RefSeq, a predicted model, not a curated record